Molecule: messenger RNA, 4194 nt
Organism: Prionailurus viverrinus (fishing cat)
Lineage: Eukaryota; Metazoa; Chordata; Mammalia; Carnivora; Felidae
Gene: ICMT
Product: isoprenylcysteine carboxyl methyltransferase
Exons: 5
Coding region: 96-950 (284 amino acids)
Biological process (GO): C-terminal protein methylation
Cellular component (GO): endoplasmic reticulum; membrane
Molecular function (GO): protein C-terminal S-isoprenylcysteine carboxyl O-methyltransferase activity
Source: RefSeq, a predicted model, not a curated record
CCAGCCGGCGUCGGCGGCGCAGUACGCAGGCGCGGCGGGCGGGUUUCCCCGGGCUACAGCCGGCGCCGUCGCCCGCUCGUCGGCCGCCCGGCGCCAUGGCGGGCUGCGCGGCGCGGGCUCCGCCGGGCUCCGAGGCGCGCCUCAGCCUGGCCACCUUCCUGCUGGGCGCCUCGGUGCUCGCGCUGCCGCUGCUCACGCGCGCCGGCCUGCAGGGCCGCACCGGGCUGGCGCUCUACGUGGCUGGGCUCAACGCGCUGCUGCUGCUGCUCUACCGGCCGCCGCGCUACCAGAUAGCCAUCCGAGCUUGCUUCCUUGGCUUUGUGUUCGGCUGCGGCAUGUUGCUAAGUUUUAGCCAGUCUUCUUGGAGUCACUUUGGCUGGUAUAUGUGCUCCUUGUCACUAUUCCAUUAUUCCGAAUAUUUGGUCACAGCAGUCAAUAACCCCAAAAGUCUGUCCUUGGAUUCCUUUCUCCUGAAUCACAGUCUGGAGUACACAGUAGCUGCUCUUUCUUCUUGGAUAGAGUUCACACUCGAAAAUAUCUUUUGGCCAGAACUGAAGCAGAUCACCUGGCUCAGUGCCUUGGGGUUGCUGAUGGUGGUCUUUGGAGAAUGUCUGAGGAAAGCGGCCAUGUUCACAGCUGGUUCCAAUUUCAAUCACGUGGUGCAGAAUGAAAAAUCAGAGACUCAUACCCUGGUGACAAGCGGAGUGUAUGCUUGGUUUCGGCAUCCUUCUUACGUCGGGUGGUUUUACUGGAGCAUUGGAACCCAGGUGAUGCUGUGCAACCCCAUCUGUGGCGUUGGCUACGCUCUGACGGUGUGGCGAUUCUUCCGAGAUCGGACAGAAGAGGAGGAGAUCUCGUUAAUUCACUUUUUUGGAGACGAGUACCUGGAGUACAAGAAGCGGGUGCCCACAGGCCUGCCUUUUAUAAAAGGGGUCAAGGUGGAGCUCUAACACAGCCGGAGCGGGCCAGGCUGGGCCGAGGGGCCUCCCCCCUCCACACAGCCCGGGACAGAACUGCCCCUGGCAGCCACGCCGCAGAAUGGAUUUUCUGAAUCAUUUUAUGCGUCACCAGUGACUCUUUGGAAUAUCACUCGAGACCAAACGGUCAGAAGGCCUUAGGACCAAAGGACCCCAUACCCUAGAGCAGUCUGUUCUUGGGCUCAAUCAAGGUAGGACAUAGAUUAAAGGUGGGCAAGGAGCAAAUAACAGCAAUAUUCAACAGUGCCCCUCCAGAAGGGCCCUGGCGAGAGCCCAUGGCCCACGAGGUAUUUAGUGUAACCAAGGCCCCUCGGGAGAGGUGGGCUCACUCAUGAUGUCGAGUAAGGCUUCUUCUGCAGGAAGGGGUAUGUGGGCAUCAGUGCUUAGUGUUAGAAAUUCGUUCAGAAUCUUUAACCGAGAAACACAAACAGCACAGCUUCGACCUCCUUCUUUCUGUGCUUAAGUGCAUGAGCAUCUAUACAGUUUUAAGAUAAUUCUUUAUAAGGCACUUUGGCUCUUAAUAUAUUUAAUCGUAUUUACAUAUCUAUUUUUUAUAAAUAGCAGUAUAGAUUCAGAGGGGACUCACUUGGCGUUUAUAGCCCCAACUUUUAUCUGGCAGAAUGGACACCUCCAGACAACUUGGCUGAGUGGCUUUGUGUUCACAAGGGCACCCCUGGCCAGGGAGACUGGACCCCUGUGGCUUUCCCCGGGGUCCUGGCUCCCGCUCUUCUCCCCAGAGGGGGCUGUUAUCAGUGACACAGGCAUGUCAAAGGGGUGUCGUUUUUCCCUGAACAGAGAAAUGCUCACUGAGCACGUGCUCUGUGUAAGGCGUCGUCAGACACCGGGAAGUAUUGCUCUCCGUUGGUUUGGGAUUUCAGUCUUUCACCAUAGCUUAUACUUUUCUGUUUCAUUUGAAAUCUCUCAACUGUUGAUUUCUAUGUUCUGUUCUCAGAACUUCACCAUCUCUAACAUCAUCUCACACUAUCUUUCCCAAGGGGGUUUACGCACACACCACUGCAACAUUCAAGCAAGUCAGUGUACGAGAGUCUUAAAUAGAGCAAAUGGUCCCGACAGAGAUGUAGUCGGUAUUUUUGUUUUUCAAGUUUGGGGAAAGUGGUUGGCUUUAAGUACGUAAGCUUUAGGACCCUUGUUUAAUUCUGGACCAGAGAGGGCCUUGGUCUCCGCGUGGACUCCUUCCUGCAGUUCCACGGUGGCGCUAACGGAGCCUGAUGACGACGGCCGCGGCGGCCCCGGCUGGAGGGCUGCUGUGCUGCCACGCCGUGCCGGGCGGCUUCGAGGAGCCACUUAACCUUUCCGUGCCUAGACUCCCCAUCCGUAGAAUGGGGUCAGUACCACCUACCUCAUAGGGGUGUUGUGAAAACUUAGAAGAACAACGUCAAACGUUUUUAAUACUUAGAUGAGAGAGAAUGGCGUAAAUGAAAUCUAUCCUGUGUCAGAGUCACACAGACGUGGACGUUGCUUAGCUGUACCAGACGCUGGAAACGUGUGUUCGGAAGAGCAUUUUACCAACUCAGAAACAUCACUUGUUUCUAGAUUUCAUGGCCUAAUUAAUUUUUUUGUUAUUAUGUAUACCAAAGAGGUUUACGGGUUUGUUGAUUCCUGGGAUGCCGCUCGCCCGUGUGAGUGGACUCUACCAUCGGCCCUCGUGAGGGCCUUGCAGCCAGGCCGGCCGAGGCCGCCGCUGGAGCACUCAGCAGCAGGUCCUUCUGGCACGAACACUCCCCAGUGGGACUCAACAUGCACUUAACUCUGGGAACUCGAGUUGACUCACUUCUGACUUGUUCUCCAGACCACGCUUAGCAAAGUCAGCUCCGCUCAUUGGGACUGCAGAAUGGAGGAGGGUGUGGCUGGGGUUUUGGCAGCCAUCCCCAGCUGCUUGAGGGAAAGUGCUGUGCUGUAUCUACCGGGACUGGACCCAACUUUCAUUCCCACUGAGGGCUGUGAAGCUGUCUUUAAUAGAUGGAGAACAGCUAAUGAUGGCCCCCUGGCUUUGUGGACAGAAAGUCCGAAGGUGUUGGUGUUUGGCGAUCUCAUCUUGCCCCACCUGCUAGAAUUCUCAAAGCCCACCUUCCUGCCGGGCCCCUGAGCCCAGAACGUGGGCCUGGUGUUUUGUGGCGAGGUGCUGCUGUUACAUCACCUGGGCUUUAAAGAGCUCUUCCAGGGGCGGGACUAGGGGGGCGCCCUCACCCCGACUUGUACGCCCAGGGCAGAAGUCAGCAGUUACUUAGGGAGAAGAGAUGAACUGCUUAGGGGCAGGAUUUGGCAAGUGAUUGACUUUCAUCUAGUACUGACAUUUUCAGAUUAUUUUUAACUUUAUAAAUUUAGCAGUGACAGUGUGCAUGCAGAGAAUCAGGUUAAUGAAGUGCAGGCUUUUGGGGUAUUCCCAAAAGCUUUUGGGUAAAGGCCACGUCACCAGUUCCCUCAAAUUAAGAAACUGUCAAGAGAUUACUUACUUUUUCCAUUGCAGGUUUUAAAGUGGAGAUUCUUAAAUGGAAAAAAAGGCACUGCACAGAACAAAGCUACUUUGAAGCAGCGUAAAGUGAGACGUUUUAUGAGGAUUUGCAGGCUGUGGCCGAGAAUAGCAGCUCGCAGAAAAGAGGUAGUGAGUGGGGUGAGCCUGGCCGAAAGCGAAAGGCAGCGUACCCCACUGCCCCUUCCAUCUGUAUGAACUGCUUCUUGAGCCUCAAAACUAAACUUGAUUAGUCCCUUCCAUUUAUUUAACACUCUGAGUGAUGGACACGAUAGGGAAGUAUUCCUAAACCAAUACACGUGUUAGUAGCUUAGGCUCGGGAGGGCCGGCCACAGCUCCAGCUUUUUGGUAGCAGCCCCUCCGUAAUAGGCACAGUGACCCCCACUGUCCCUUCUCUGCACUUUCUUACUGCCUUAGAUAGUUGCGAUCUCCCACCACAUCUUGCUCCUGUAGUGGCUCGAUGAGGUUGGUGGGAGAGGCUUGCUCUCUGCGCCCUGCUGUGAGAGCUUGACGCCUUGUCCUGGGCUUGGAGGGCCAGCCGGCAGGGGUGGUCCCAAGCGCUUGCUCUAGAGGAAGCCGUCCCAUAGCUAGGAGAGUAAUUUAAUGGAGUAAUUAUUUCACUCUUCUUUUUACAUGCAGAAAUGUUUAUUUAAAUAUUUUAAAUUGGAUUUUCUUUCACAGAUACUGAUUAUUUCCAAUUCUUAAAUAAAACUGUACUUGAUUUCA